GGCCGCGGCGGCUGGUGUGGGGUUGAGUCAGUUGUGACACCAGGAGCUGCUGACCCGACAGGCGGCCCUCGGGACCCGCGGCCCGGCAGCAGGCGCGGAGCUUCGGGAAUCGUGAGCCUGGCCCCGUCCUAGAGCUCCGCGGAGCCAGCGCUGCCACCGUCCCCCGCCCCCGCCAGCGAACCGCCGCCGCGGGCGCGCCCCCGCUCUGCGCUGUCUCCUAUGGCGUCCGCCUCCGGGGCCAUGGCGAAGCACGAGCAGAUCCUGGUCCUCGACCCUCCUUCAGACCUCAAGUUCAAAGGCCCCUUCACAGAUGUAGUCACUACAAAUCUUAAAUUGCAAAAUCCAUCGGAUAGAAAAGUGUGUUUCAAAGUGAAGACUACAGCACCUCGCCGGUACUGUGUGCGGCCCAACAGUGGGAUUAUUGACCCGGGGUCAAUUGUGACUGUUUCAGUAAUGCUACAGCCCUUUGAUUAUGAUCCGAAUGAAAAGAGUAAACAUAAGUUCAUGGUACAGACAAUUUUUGCUCCACCAAACAUUUCAGAUAUGGAAGCUGUGUGGAAAGAGGCAAAACCUGAUGAAUUAAUGGAUUCUAAAUUGAGAUGUGUAUUUGAAAUGCCGAAUGAAAAUGAUAAGCUGGGUAAAGCUCCAGGGAUUGCUUCAACUAUCACUUCAAUGAGCAGCAUCUGCAGUACAGUUGCAACACCUGCCAGUUAUCACUUGAAGAAUGAUCCCAGGGAACUAAAAGAGAUGAAGCAGAAUGAUAUGGAACCUAGCAAAGCUGUUCCACUGAAUGCAUCCAAACAAGAUGGACCCCUGCCAAAACCACAUAGUGUUUCGCUCAAUGACACGGAAACAAGGAAACUGAUGGAAGAGUGCAAGCGACUUCAGGGAGAAAUGAUGAAGCUCUCAGAAGAAAACCGACACCUGAGGGAUGAAGGCCUAAGGCUCAGAAAGGUAGCACAUUCGGACAAACCUGGAUCCACCUCGGCAGUGUCCUUCAGAGAUAACGUCACCAGUCCUCUUCCUUCUCUUCUGGUUGUAAUUGCAGCCAUUUUCAUUGGAUUCUUUCUAGGGAAAUUCAUCUUGUAGAGUGAAGCAUGCAGAGUGCUGUUUCUUUUCUUUUUUUUUUUUU
Apodemus sylvaticus (European woodmouse) is the source of this 1132-nucleotide messenger RNA. It is a transcript of the gene Vapa, whose product is annotated as VAMP associated protein A. Bases 220 to 1089 code for a protein of 289 amino acids. The transcript has 7 exons. The record is from RefSeq and is a predicted model, not a curated record. Gene Ontology annotation, molecular function: FFAT motif binding. NCBI's taxonomy places the organism in Eukaryota, Metazoa, Chordata, Mammalia, Rodentia, Muridae. Gene Ontology annotation, cellular component: endoplasmic reticulum membrane; plasma membrane. Gene Ontology annotation, biological process: neuron projection development.